Messenger RNA from Aspergillus nidulans FGSC A4, 555 nucleotides. RefSeq lists its product as uncharacterized. The record is from RefSeq and is a predicted model, not a curated record. Bases 1 to 555 code for a protein of 184 amino acids. NCBI's taxonomy places the organism in Eukaryota, Fungi, Ascomycota, Eurotiomycetes, Eurotiales, Aspergillaceae. The transcript is spliced from 3 exons.
AUGGUUGGUACAAGACCUCGCAUUCGUGAUCUCGGCUACAGCCCCGGGCGAUUCAGGCCAGGCCCGAAAAACUCGCUGCUCGACGUGAAAGGUGUCACGGUUGGCCAAAUAACAAUCCACAAAGACCCCGACGUUCAUACAGGCCUGACACUGAUUUUCCCACGCGGAAUGCAUGGAACCCGCCAGCACCCCUGUUAUGCGGCCAGCCAUGAUCUGAACGGAAUGGGCGAGUUACGGGAUCGCAUGGGAUUGCAGAGUGGGGCCCUCACAAACACGGUAUCUAUCGGGAAAGUCUAUGACGCCCUGUUCUCAUUCCAGUUCGAGCAGGCCGAUGCACUUUGCGAAGAGGACAUUGAGUCAGCCAGGCGCAUGACUAUUCCGGUCGUGGGAGAGACCUUCGACGGGCUGCUAAACGACAUACGGCGCUCGGUGAUCGAUAAUACCACCGUCUACAGAGCUAUCGAAGCCGCAGAAACGCAGCCUGAAAUCCUCGAGGGGAACCACGGCGGACUAAAUAUGGGGCAGCAGCUACACAAUACACAGGAGUCGAAUUAA